GUAGGCAGCGCACAAAAAAUAGAAGUCAACAAAAAAGAGAAAAUGCCACUCGUACAGUAAACUUCCAGCGUUCAGAUCCCAGUAUCUGCGGCGUGGUGGCAAUACAUAUAUCUGCUUUACAAAGGAGGAAGGAGCAGGACCAAGGGCCAAGGACCAAGGAUGUCGGGGCGCCUUAACCACCAGCACGCGGCGUAUGCGCAUCGCAUGGAACAGGAACACAACCGGGUGCAGGCCACACAGGCAGUGAACAGCUACUACAGCCAUUGGGGUAAGGUCACAUCACGCUUCGAAAACUGGACCAACAAAGAGUACUAUGAGAAGGCGGAUCAACAGCUGCAAUCCCGUCGCGAUCAGCAGGAGAAGGAGGCAGCUCUUAAUGAACGUCGGUCCAGACUUCGCCAGCUUCUGGCCUCGGAGAGCGAAGAGUACAACAACGAGAUGGAGCGACGUCGCCGGCCUCGGGAACCCGGUGGUGGAGACCUCCAGAUGCUUGAUCGGGUUAACCAGUCGCUUAAGGAGCAAGAGCAACUGCGUCGCAAGCUCGAGAUGGAAGCCAAGUUGUACGGCCGCUGGCGUCAUGGCGUCGACGAUGAAAAGCUGCUCUACCAGUCCAAGUCGGACAACGAAGUGCUGGCCAAGCUCAACUGGCUGGACCGCCAGAUCGAGAGUCAGCAGCAGCGCGAGGAGCAGCAGGCCCUGGCCGCGGAGAGGCAGCUCCUGCUGCAGCAGGAAAUCAGUCGCACGGAACAAGCUCAAAAGGAGCGCCAGCAGAUCCGGGAGCAACAAUUGCGCGAACUGCGUGCUCUGCAAGAAUCCCACAUGUCCGAGCUUCGUCUGCGACAGCAGGAGGCGGACAAGUUGAAGGAGGAGGAGCAGCACUUCCAGCUCUUCCUGGGCGAACUGGACAAAGAGCGGGAAUUGCUGGAGGAGAGCAGUGCUCUGGUGCUCAAACAAGUCGAUUCCGGACACGCCUUCAACCUCAAGAAGAUUAAGGUCUUCAUCCGGCAGCGUAGUGAGGCCAGUCGGAAGCAGAUCUCCCUGUGCAUCAACAUGCUGCAUCGCAUGGCCAAGUAUGUGGUCAAGACGGAGGAGCUAAAGACCCUGCUGGACAAGUACCGCUCCCAGUUGGAGAACGAGGAACUGGCCUGCGCCCAGAUCGAAAGCAUGUACGAGUCAGAGGCCAAGUACAACCUACAGCGCAGUGAGGAAAACUGGCGGGAACAGCACUUGCAGCGCUACGGAGAGCUAAGCAAGUUCAUUGACCAGGAGAAGGAUUGCCUGGGCGCCAUGCUUCAGGAGAAUGUGAGCCAGCAGCAGACAUUGGUGGAGCUGAGGAGCCAACACCUGACUGGCAUCGAGCAGGCCAACAAGCAGCUGGAGCAACUUAGCCAGGUGCAGGCGGACGAGGUGCCGGCACCAUCGCAAAGUAAUCUCAAGGAGGUCGAAUCACAAUCUUCAGUUUCCGAGACUUCCGUGGAGGAGAAUCUGCUGCCCAAGGUGAGCGAUUCGUUCUCCAAUCUGAACCUGGAUGUGUGGAAGGAUCUGCCCCCAGCUCGCAGUGAAGUCGACAUGCAGCGCCUAAACCAAUCCCGAUCCCUCAGUGUGGUCACCUCGCAGACAGCCGCUCCGCCGAAGUUCGCACGCAAGCGUGUGGCCUGGACCUAACAUUUCAAUUCCAUAUUAUCGUCUUUGUUCCAGUUAAAAUUUCAAUGGUAUUAAUAGACAUAUUGCUAGUUAAGUCCCAGUUUAGCAAUAGUUUAACUUCUUGUGCAACCCCUUCACACACUUUACCUACACUCCACUACAUUUCAAUGCACUCCAGCCCCAUGAAUACCACUCCACCCAAGCGAACACCACUAUGUGCACUUGUAGUUGAUAAGGCUGAUAGAUAGGCGCACCCCCCUACCCCCCGAAAUGGGCGCAAUAAAUUACUCAAUUUGUGGGCCAGCAGGAUGUAAGGCUUUAAUUAUUGUCAAGCGGCUCAGUCAGCGGGUUACUGCCACAUAUCUGGUUUUGCAUAUACUUUGUUGACUCGAAUAACAAAUUUAUCUGGUAAGUACAAAUAUUGUGGUUGAAAAGAACUAGCUGGGCAUACAACAAGUCAGAAUAGCAAGCCGCUUAGUGCAAUUCGUCUGGGGAAGUGCAUGUGAUGGGCGUGUCAAGUGCAGAGUGUUUGGAUUUCAAAUUGUCCAAUUAUGGCAUACACACAACUCCCUCGUUGCAGAUGCGAUUAGCAUUCAAUCGAAAUUAAUAUUUGUAGACUCGAGGCAAGUCUCUGGACGGUUGCUGAAGUAAUAAGGUUACACACACACACACACACAUUAUUUAAUGCAGGUUAUUCAUCAUCUAUUUGAAUAGAUUGCCGACACUCGCCCAAUCUUCAUUCCAUCAACCGUAAGCUGCUCCUAAUGGCCAAAAUGCUCGCAAAUGAUGAUGAAUACGUUUCAAUUACUCCACUCGAACUCUCCAUCAUCAGAACCAGAAUCGGAAUCGAAAACAGUAUCAAAAUCGAAAUCCGGAUCUGCAACUAAAUGGGAAUCCGGGAGUGAGCAUAAUAUUCUGGCGUAUAACUAAAGUACGAUAUUUCGAUAUCAUUUGAUUGGUGCCUGGGCCAGUUCUCAAGGGGAUCCGUCCGUUCGUUCAUGAAAUGUUGUUUAUUGAUAUCUGCAUUUGUUUCCGUCCAGAGUCGAGCCAUCGAAAGACGCUCCACUCGCUCGAUUUAAUGGCAAUAAAAGCCAGGUAUAACAAGAUAUGCAUGUGCUGUGAUAAGGCCACGUGUAUAAAGGGGUUUGCAUGUGCACAUGUAUAUAUAUGUAGAUGGAGGGAAAUAUGCCAAGCGCAUCGCAGCGCCUUUGAUUAAAUUUCUUUGAGUGUUUGGGGCACACAAAAUGCAAUUUCAUUUGCACUAAUGGCUGGCGUCGCUGCCUCUGUCGGCUGCACUUCCGCUGCCAGCCAGCAACAAUGCAGCGUCGCUGCGGCGCAGCAGCGGAGGCAAACUGGGCAAAAAACUGCAAAGGAGAGCGAAAAAACAACAAAACGAGCGAAAAAAGAUUGUUAAAUUGAAUUAAAACCAACAGCGCAGCGGGAGCGCUGGGUGGUGGUGGGUGAUGCAGUGGAUGGGUGGUGUUUGCCGCCAGCGCCGGCCAAGCGGAAGGUAUAUCAUGAUGCGAAGAAUUGCAUGCCGCUCCAAAGCAGAAGCAGCAAAAAGCCUUCACCCCGUCUACCGGCAUUCGUCUUUAAUGGUGUUACUGCCACGGUGGCCAUUACCAACUCUUUGGGCCAUCUGCACAAGGUUUGUUCAAGCAAUAAACGGAAUUUGAAGGCUUGUUCUGCCACCCACUUCAUCCAGCAAGAAGCCCACAAAAGAUUACAAUGUUUGUCGGGCUGUAAAGAGAGCUGAAACUAUUAUUUUUCUCCAGAGCCCUUAAAAAAGAAGUAACAACAAAGUUCAAAAUUCAAUUGUAUUAUAU
Drosophila melanogaster (fruit fly) is the source of this 3470-nucleotide messenger RNA. RefSeq lists its product as uncharacterized. The transcript is spliced from 2 exons. Gene Ontology annotation, cellular component: cytoskeleton. The record is from RefSeq and is marked reviewed. Bases 160 to 1665 code for a protein of 501 amino acids. Lineage: Eukaryota; Metazoa; Arthropoda; Insecta; Diptera; Drosophilidae.